Molecule: messenger RNA, 672 nt
Organism: Juglans regia (Persian walnut)
Lineage: Eukaryota; Viridiplantae; Streptophyta; Magnoliopsida; Fagales; Juglandaceae
Exons: 2
Coding region: 1-672 (223 amino acids)
Source: RefSeq, a predicted model, not a curated record
AUGGAUGCUCUGAAACUGUUGGUGGAAUCCUCUACUAAUGAUGAUUUCGUCAACUCCAAAGACGAUGAUGGUAACUCCAUAUUGCACUUAGCCACGAUGCUCGGGCAGACGAAGUAUCAGGGAAAUUGGGUCGACGAGACUCAAGGCACGUUGAUGUUGGUGGCUACUGUGAUUGCAACCAUGACUUUCCAAGCUGGGAUCUACCCACCAGGUGGUGUUUGGCAACAAGACACGACAAAUGGUACUUUCGGGUGUAAUUCUUCGAUGUGGGCAGCCGGCACUGCAAUUCUAUCGUAUUCCGAAACAUAUCAGUAUUUCUUGCCUUUCAACACCACCUCUUUUGUUGCAGCUCUAACCGUUGUGCUUAUGGUCACUAGUGGAUUUCCACUAAGAAGCAAGGGCUUUAUAUGGUUUCUGACCUUAACCAUGUUUAUUGCAUUUCAUUCCGUGGUAUUGGCCUAUAUCAAGGGAGUGAAAUUGGUGAACCCGACUUAUUUUCAAGACUAUUCCCUGAUUACCACCGUAUUACCAGGAAUCUGGCUUGUACUGCAACAGGUUCUUGGCUCGAUUCACGUAAUUCGCUUUUUAUUUUGGAUAAUUAGGAAGUUGUUCAAAUUCAUGAGACGCUGCAGGUUAACCAAACGUCCAGCAAACGAUGCCAUCAACGUGUAA